UCUCUCUCUCUCUCUCACAAUUACUCCAUGCUCUACAUUUGAUAAUUUGUUUCUCUUGAAUCUAGCAAACUUCCUUUUCGUCUCUUCUUCCUUCCUCUUCCAGUGUUCUUGUGCUUGAGGGAAAUGGGGGAUAUAUCGCUGCCUUUCAGCUUCAGAGGUUGCAUUAUAUUCUUCACGCUACAGUACACCACCGGCGAGUCUCUGGGCCGGCCGGCUGAGCUUCAAAUGUUUGCAUGUAUUUUUCUUCUCUCUUGCAGGCGAGUUGAUAAAAAAUCUGGAAGAAGACACUUUCUGGGCUGGUUCCAACACCGUUUACAAGCCAUGUUUCGGUACAAAGCGCAGAGGUGGACGUGUUGAUGAAGACGAACAUCAUCAAAGUCUUUGGAAAGAUGCCGUGAAUUUGGCAGGUCAGAAUGCGCUUUUUCUCCAAAGCCAUCAAACCUAGCUAGAUGCGUUCACGUUAGCGUCAGCGUUGAUAUGUUGCUCACACAGUCACACUCCGAGGUUUCGGUAUCUACUCUCUCCAUCCCUCACACAGUUGCACUCUCGAUCUCUCUCUCACGGAGUCAUAGUUAUCGCUCACGGCAUUCAGGCUCACCACAACAGUCACCCUCACGGCCCCACCCCUCGGCCUCGGCCCUCUUCUUCUUUGAGUUCGAGUACUCUCUCUCUCUCUCUCUCACGGUCAUGAACUCACAGCUCACCAGUGGCAGUCACCUUCACCCCUCGGCCUUCUUCUUCUUCUUCUUUGACGAGUUCGAGUCUCUCUCAGUCUCUCUCGCACUUUCGGUCGCUUGUUCUCAGUCUCUCUUAUUAGCUUCUUUUCUCCGCCUUGUGCCUGGGAGCAUAUGUUCGCUGUUGCUGUAGUCGUCACUUGUCAUUGGUCGUCCUUAGUCGCUGGGCAUCGCUAGCUGAUGGUCGUCUCUAGUCGCUGCUCAGCUCGCCAUCGUCACUCUAGCUUCGCCUUCAUCACUGCUUCUUCUUCCUUCUCUUUGUCGCUUCAGACUUGCAGAUCAUUUUUUUUUAGUAUAUAGAAAGAAUUUUUUUUGAAUAUAAUCAAGGAGUACUAUAAAUUUUUUACUUUUUAAUUUUAAAUUUAAUAUUUUUAGUCAAAAAAUAUAUACAAAAAAAUUUAUAUUUAUUUUUAUUAUUAAACAUUUUAACUAGCUUUUAAAUCAUAUCAAAUCAUUCAAGUAAAUUUUAAAUUAUUUAAUUAAUUUUUAAUAAAAAAUAUUUAAACAUAAAUCAUAUUAUAUUAAUCAUAUUAAUUAAUUUUUUUUAAUCUCAAUUUAUAAAUUUUAGUUGAAUUAUAAUUUCAGUUAUAAAUUUUUUAAUUGAAGCACACAUGUAAUAUCCGACGUGCUUCAAGUUACGUUGACCUGACGCAAGUAUCAGAUAACUACACUGGUCUCUUCACAGUGACUAUCUUCUGCGCAGCAGCCUAUGCCAUGGUAAGCUGCACGCGCGGCCCAUUCUUAGACAGACGCCAUCGUCCUCCUCCACCUCCACCUCUUCUCUUCCACCGUUUUGUCCAGAAUGGAGAAUCACCUGAAAAGUCUUUAAAAAAAAAUUCUUUGUAUAAAUUUUUUUUCGUUGCAAUUCUCCAUGUUCGCGUCACUAAAUUUUAAAGGCUCAAAUUUGUUUGUUUAUUUUUUUAUUAUUUAAUCCUCACUCCGUCCCAAAGAAAAUUAAAUAUACAUUAUAAUUUUAUUUUUAAAAAACAUAAAUACAAAUUUUAAAAACACCUUCAUUUAAUAUAAUUUUAUGCGUAAAAUAUUAAAUAUGCAGAAAAAAAUAAUGAGAAAAAAAUAAUAUUAAAAUAAGCAUAAUUAACGAAAUCUUAUUUUUAUUAAAUUAUUUUAUAUUUUAGUCUUUCAAAAAUGUCUUAUAUAUUAUAAAUUAAGUAAGAGAGAGUAAUAUAAAUAAUAAUUUUAUAAUACAGUAUAUUGAGUUAAAAUUUAAAGGUGGAAGAGGCAGGAGUUUGGAGCGGCCAGAGGAAAGCCAAGUCCAUGAAUAAGCUAUGCAUCAUAACUUUCACUGUGAUUAAUCAGAAUAAUUCAAUUUGAGAUGAAUCCAUAAGUCCCACCAUAGAAUCUCAGAAUCUGUAUAUCGACCUCUCUGGCUGAGUGCUGAGAAGUUUCUUGGAGGUCACAUACAAUGGGGCCCCAGAGCCUCACCCCACCUCUCCUCUCCCUGGUGCUAUCUCUGGUUCCCUACUCUCUGAUAAGAACACUUUACAUUUUUGGGAUCAUAUAUCUGAUAUAUUUACUUACAUGCCACUAAAAAUUUUAGGAAAGAUUCCCAAGUUAUGGUUUUAUGGUGGGAGUAGAGUUGUGUUUUAUAUUUUAGAAAAUUUGAAGAAAGUUGGAGGAAAGUUCCCUUUCUGCGUAAAAUGUCUCACGGUACAACCUAGAAGAUUGAAGCUCCCUCUCCCUUGGUAGUUUAUAUUUUCGCUAGUAGAAAUGUGCAAAGAGUAAAGUUCUUACAUUCAUUCACCGGGAAGAUCUAUGAAAUAGUUCAUUGGCCGGGAAGCAUUGUCCCCAGCUUUUUCCUCCUCCGUUGUUCAUAUCUAAUCCCUCUUCUGAGCGUUGCUAAAUCGUCUUUUAAUAAAAGGCAUUCGCCGGGGGAAAAAACAAAGAGAGAAUUUUUUGUCUGGAAGCGAUGAACUGGGGGUGGCGCCACUUUCUCGCCUGGCUCCGCAAAGGGUUUGUCCUCUCCAAGACUGUCAUCUUCAUCUUGGGUUUAGUCUUGAGCCAUGCUUUUGUAAACAAGGGAGUGGUGGACGUUUUGGCUGACUUCCUUGAAUAUGAAAAUUAUAGUCUAUGGAAAGCUACAAUGCUCGUGAAUUUGCUUGAUGUGAUGUCAGCUGUGUUCAAACUUGUUGUGAUACACGUAUCAGUGGCCUACGCAGGUCGCUUCAAGGUCAUUAUCUUCUGCACCGCAGCCUAUACUAUGGGAUUGGUGCUACUAUGUGUUCGCGCCUUCACUUCGCAGUAUAUCGUUCCGACGAUUUUCAUAUUAGCACUUAUUGCAUUAGGCAAAGCCGGAAAAGAUCCAACUUUAAGAGAUUUUUUUGAUUAUCAACUAAGUAAAGCGAAGAAAAAAUGUACCGAGAAUCCCGUGGAAAGAUCAGAAUCAGAUAACAACGGCAGCGGAACUACCAAUCAUUGGUGGUCUACUGCUCCAAUUAUUGGCUCCGUUCUAGCCGUCUUCUGCCUAGGCCCAGCUUCUUGGACCGAAACUUUCCAAUUUUCGUCUUGUGUUAUGGGAGCUGCAUGCUUAUUAUUUAUUCUUGGCAUUUUCUGCUAUUAUCCUGAAGAAAAACCCUCUGGAAGCCCUCUCACUAACAUAUAUAGGGUCUUGAAGGAAGCUAUUAAGAAGCGAGGAUUGCCAUAUCCGUCCUCAAAACAAGGUUAUAAACAUGAAGGUUCCGAUGACUUAGAAGAUCCCUUUUAUCAGACAGUAAUUGGUGAGGUUCGCUUGUUGCCUCGUGACCCAUCAUUUUUGUCGAUGUUGGACAAGGCCGCUAUUAAGAACAACUCCGAACAGGGGGAUUGUACUUGUACGGCUGAGCAAGUGAGGGAUGUGAAGAGCCUUUAUCCCACUGUACCCUUGGGGCUCUUCACCUUCUUCGCUUACAGUUGGUGUCUGCAUCUGGCAACACUUACUUUGUUCUGCAAACAACCAACUUGGAUCCUUAUGUUGGGAGUUUAUAUGUUCCUAUCAUGGUUUUCUCGGCACUUCAAUCUUCGGUUGCUAUUGGGGUUAGAGUUAUAAUCGAAUCAUCAGGAAUAAAGGAAAAGGUGAAACCGAUUGGGAGUAUGGCUGUUGGCAUGUCGUUUUCAGGAGUUUGCUGUUUCGUGGCUUGGCUAGUAGAACGUGAAAGGCUUUCUCGGGUUAGGUUUCUAAGCGACCAAGAUGAGGGAAUUAUUUCCCUAAGCAUCAUGGUUUUAACUCCUCAGUUUUUGUUGCUAGGGCUAAUGAAAGGAUUUGCAGAAGGUGGACUAGAGAUUUUCUUGUGUGAUCGGGUGAAAUCUGAGUCAAUGAAAAACAUUGUGGAGCCGUGCAUUGAAAUGGUGCUGGGGAUUGGAAAAUUGUCCAGCAUUCUAUUUGCAUUCAUUUUUCGUAGCUGGAUUAAGGAUAAGAUGAACGAUAGUCACCUGGACAGGUAUUAUCUGGUGCUGGCAUCACUGAGCUUCAUGUUCCUUGGGAUUUAUGUGUGCUAUGCCAAGUUCAAGCUCCAGAAACCCCAAUGUGUAGAACCAGAAAGGGUGGAUGAAUUGGAAGCUGUCCAGGUGGAUGCUGGUGGUCCCGUUAUAAGUUCAGCUGUGUAAUAACGUGUAGUAGUAUAAUAUAAUUAAGUUUCUAUAUGUUAUAGCUGCUCAUUCAUUCUUUUCAUUGUUUUCAUUCUAGUUGUUGGAAUAUUUUAUGAAUUAUGGAUUGCAUUAUUUAACUA
Molecule: messenger RNA, 4456 nt
Organism: Prosopis cineraria
Lineage: Eukaryota; Viridiplantae; Streptophyta; Magnoliopsida; Fabales; Fabaceae
Product: protein NRT1/ PTR FAMILY 5.4-like
Exons: 4
Coding region: 2662-3777 (371 amino acids)
Source: RefSeq, a predicted model, not a curated record